Messenger RNA from Toxoplasma gondii ME49, 2508 nucleotides. RefSeq lists its product as hypothetical. The transcript has 5 exons. Bases 507 to 2177 code for a protein of 556 amino acids. Lineage: Eukaryota; Apicomplexa; Conoidasida; Eucoccidiorida; Sarcocystidae. The record is from RefSeq and is a predicted model, not a curated record.
GUCUUCGAGCCAUUCAACCGUGGAAAAGCGGAUUUCGACCGAGUCUCGAUGCGCGACACAACACUCUGCAACAUAACUCCAGGACAAGAGCGGCGCGCUCGCGCGCCAUUGGGUACCUUUUCAUCUCCUCGUUGAAAGACGCGUCUGUUUGGCUCGCGAGUGCCAGGUCGGGUCGCAGAGCAUCGCUCUGUGCAGAUGAACAGCGCUGGAAACAGUCGCCUAUUUAGAAGUUGCCACGUUAGCUUCGUUUUUUUUCUUGCCGAAUUCGCUGGUGACUUUGACGUUAGUCUGCGGCCCAGCUCGGCCGGCGUGGACUCGAUCCAGCGUGGCUUUUCCACUCUUCUUUCGCAAAUCACGCUCUAUAAUUAAUGAAUCGCGUUCAGUAUUAUCGCGAGCACGGCAGUCUGUGUCUGCCCCUCUCCAGACCCUAGGCACACCGUCUCUGGCGUCUGUCGCUCUGUCUUCUUUGUCUUGGGCAGCUGAGGGUUGAGCUUUGCGUGCCCGUCAUGGUACUUGAUGUGGCGGCUCAAGGAACGCCGCCUUCCCUCGCGGGACAAAGUCCGUCCCGGACUGACUUGGAAAAUGACCUCUCUCUCCCGAUGAUGUCGGGUGAUCCGACGUCGGAGCGGCUGCAGGUCAUCCAAAGUAUCGCGGGAGCGAUCGUCAUCGGAGGAUGGAUUGUGGUCAUGCGAGUCCGCAGACACAGUCCUGUAGCCCUCUUCAAGGUAUACGCCUUCCUUCCCCCGGUUCUGCUGCUGUGUGCCUCCGCUGCGUCUUUCGUUUUUUUCUCAUCGACCCCUACGACCUUGCUGGAGGACGCUGAAGAGCCUUUCUCCGGCCUCCCAAGAAGACGUUUUGCGAGUGAAUCUCCCGCCAGCAGCUUCCCCACCCUGUCUCAAGGGUCAUGGGACUCCAUUAUUUCCUCCGGAUGGCCUGAAGUUCGACGUUGUCUCGGCGCCAACUAUGCCGCGGUCGCGACACUGGGGCUCCUCGUCCAGGCCGUGCUGUCUCUGUGGCGAAUUCUCGCCGCUCUAAACCAUCGUCCUGUCGCCUCCACCCCCUUCGCAGAGGCGGCCGGCAACCAUCCCGCUUUGCCGAAUAAGACUGAGACAAUUGUUUCUUCAUCGGUUAGCGCGGGAGGUGCUGGGGCGCCUCACGGGAAGAAGGGAGGCAAAAGACGCGGGGGAGAAUCGAGGGAAAACGAAGAGGCUGAUGAGACAGCCAAAAGUCUGGCCCUGGGCCAGAGUUUCCAGACCCCGGGCCAGAGUCCGCAGGAAGAGAUCAAGGAGACGUUUGGCUGUCGCGUCUGGCGCUUCGAGGACCAAGUCGGCAGGCACUGGGGAGAGGGAGCAGACUGGAGACAGACGCUGCUCUGGAGACUCGCCGACGUCUUAGUCAUCUCCACUGUCGGCCUGCCGCUCCUCUACCAGUUCUCCGCUAGACCGCAGGCGUUUCUCCCGGAAGCGCGCGCCUCUGCGUCCGCGGCGCCUUGGUGGGCGUCUCUCUGGUCUCCUGAGUCAUUGUCUUCGUUUCGCCUUCUCCAUCCCUCCUCAUGGCUGUGCUUGUACGCCACAGCCCUGGUGCCGCUCCAGCUGCUGCCUGACUAUCCGUCCGUCUCUCUGCAGUUCUUCGAAGCUCUCUGUCUUCUGCUGCUGCUUCUUCGGCACAGUCUCUCGCGAGACGCAACGCUUCUCUCUCCCGCAGACUCGCUUUUCUCUCUUCAAGCUCGAGGGGUGCCGGGCCUCGAGGCUUCGGACUCCUUUUUCCUCUGCAUGCAGGCUCUUCGCUGGUCCCUGCUCCGACCGAUGGCCAACGUGAUGUCUGCCUCUGCGGCUCGUGGCGCUCUUCCCAGAGCCGAGGCGCGUCACUCCGCGACUGCGGCUUUGUCUGCUUCUCAAGCGAAGAGAGGCUGGGUGUCGCGCUUCUGCAGCUUCUUCGGGGGAGACCCCCGUAAGGAAAGAAAAGAAAAGAAACGAGAAAAUUCCUUCGCCUCCAAAGACCGUCUGCCCCCUCCCUCUCCUCACUGCUGCUUCCUGACGAACUGCUCGUCUCUCGUCGUUCAAGACCCUUCCAGAUCGGGAGGCGUUCAGGGGCUGAAGCACAUUGGGCCACCGCUGUUUGUCGACGCGGACGGAGACGAGGCGCAUGAGUUCUUCCACGUCGGCAUUUCAAAGUGAGGAUCAACUCGUUCAGAGGAACAACGAAUUCGAUGGUCGCCUUGAAAGGCGCCACACAAGGCUGGUUGGAGGUCUGCAGGUUUUCUGUGGUUCUCUGGAAAAGAUCCCUUUCUCUCACGAUACCUUGUUACGGCCCCAGCUGUUUUCGUUGCACUCGCGAGAGAAACGAAACAUGGCCUGUAGGUGCCGUUGCUUGAACCGGAACGGCGUGCAUGCACUUUGAAAAAACAGGAUUCGUCACUCAUGCGCAGAGACGCCUGCUGCGAGAGAAAUGGAUUCUUCAUACACGCGACUUUAGUCAAGUUCAUCGUCCUGGGAGAGGCUCGUCAGC